GGCAUUUUCUUCAACCAAGGUCCCAUAACAUAUCAUUCCCGUGCAAUCGUUCGAAUCACGCCACCCUGUGACCCCACGCACAACAACCUUCCAAUGCAUAAGUUGACUUCCUCGCUUGACCCGUUAUACUCUUCUGGUGGGAAGGGAUCCAUGCGGUAUUUCUUUCUUCACGGGGGUUACUCUCGGUUACCUUUCCCCGAUGAUGAGGUUUCAGUCGAGGCCAAGGUUCUAGUCUUCAAUGGACAGGGCAAGAUUGUAUUCGACCACAGCGCAGAUGAACCAACCUCUCAGUACCGCUUCAUCAGCCGCGCCUUGGUAUCUGUUGAUGACCGACAAGACGCCUACGUACCCGCUAGAACCUUCGUAGAAACAUUAUUGAAGAACAUUUCCAUCCCCACACUGCUAUUCGCUGAGAUUCCACGGGACCAGGUCAUUGCGGGGGACACCGAGGAGGAUAGCCACAUCCUCGUCACCCUAGGCCGCACCGGCCUCGACCAAGCCUCCUUCCAAGACUACGAGUACCUGAAAAGCAUGCUCCACAGCUUCGUGCCGCGCUUCGCGACGGUCGUCUCCCAGAUCAGCGACGCGUACCUCCCCGGAGAUGCGCGCAACCUCUCCGACCAGAUCGCCGGCCUGAUGAUGCCUGACCCGGCAGCAGGGGGGACAAAGGAUCUCCGCACGUUCCUUGCGCUCUACGCCAAGCGGUAUGUGCAUGAGGUCUUGGGCGCAGAGGAGAUCCUGAAGCGGUGCCUGAUGCACAUGGUCAAGAUGCCGUUUGAGCUGGAGUCGUCGAUUCGGUAUGGGCUGAUUGUCAACUGAAUUGGCGGAGCGUGGGUUGUUGGAGCGAGACGCUGUACAUAAUAGAAACUAGUGGGGUCUUGUAUCUGCGGCUGGAAUGUAUAAUAUGUUGUUUUACAUAGGGACUUUUGGGCAUCGGAUUGAGCAUUAUUACCGAAUCGUGUGCUUCUGGGUGGUGGAGAUGUACCUAUGUUGGACCCGAGGGGCCGAGAUCCGAGAUCGCCGACGGGGGUCUAACCCACUCUAGGGCACUAAUGUACGUAAGAUGACUAGUUGAGAUUGGAUUCGAACAUUGCACGGGAUAUAAUCAAGUCGAG
This is a messenger RNA of Aspergillus brunneoviolaceus CBS 621.78, 1115 nucleotides long. RefSeq lists its product as uncharacterized. Lineage: Eukaryota; Fungi; Ascomycota; Eurotiomycetes; Eurotiales; Aspergillaceae. The record is from RefSeq and is a predicted model, not a curated record. The coding region runs from base 94 to 819 and encodes 241 amino acids. The transcript is spliced from 4 exons.